ACGCCGGUGCAAAGUAUAAUUCUCGUUUGCGACGAGUUCGUGUUACUCGAGUCGAGUAAGGGUUACAAAGCCAGUGGCUGUCUGUCGGCGGCGUUCGUAGAUUCGUGUCUGUGUUUCGUAAGUACAGAGAGCGCAGCCGGCAAGCGUGAGAACCUACUUGUAGAUACAUCGUGCAAGAGGAAUCGAGGAGGUGAAAUCGUUGGAAAGAGAAUCGUCGGUGCAGGGCCGCGAAACGCGUCGCGUACCCGGUUCGUCAUUAGUUUUCGUUUUAGCAAGAUGGCGGAACUACAGGGUACCCCGGUUGCCCAGGACGCCCUGUCCGUAGCUCAGUUAGAGCUCGGUGGAAAUCCGAAUGCCCUGGCGUUGCGUAGGCCAUUUGAUCCGGUGGCACAUGAUCUCGACGCGACCUUCCAUCUUACGCGAUUCGCCGACCUGAAAGGAUGAGGGUGUAAGGUCCCUCAGGAGGUUCUCGGGAAACUCCUCGAGGGACUGCAGGCCGACGAUGGUAGCGCACAAGAUCAUGAGCAUGCCCAUUUUAUGCACAUGGCCAUUCCACGCAUCGGCAUUGGCAUGGAUUCCUCCGUGACUCCACUGAGGCAUGGGGGGCUUAGUUUGGUACAAACUACAGACUUUUUCUACCCAUUAGUCGAUGAUCCUUACAUGAUGGGUAAAAUUGCAUGUGCAAAUGUUAUCAGCGAUCUAUAUGCCAUGGGUGUUACUGAGUGUGACAAUAUGCUGAUGCUGUUGGGAGUCAGUACAAAAAUGACCGAGAAGGAACGGGAUGUUGUUGUUCCUUUAAUCAUGAGGGGAUUCAAAGAUUCUGCUUUGGAAGCUGGUACCACAGUGACAGGAGGUCAGACAGUUGUUAAUCCUUGGUGUACGAUAGGUGGUGUUGCUUCUACUGUUUGUCAACCAAAUGAAUACAUUGUACCGGACAAUGCGGUUGUGGGUGAUGUUCUUGUUUUGACAAAGCCACUUGGCACUCAAGUUGCUGUUAAUGCUCACCAAUGGUUAGAUCAACCAGAUCGUUGGAACAGAAUCAAACUUGUGGUCAGUGAAGAUGAUGUGAGAAAAGCCUAUCAAAGAGCAAUGGACAGUAUGGCCAGGCUCAACAGAAUAGCGGCUAGAUUAAUGCAUAAAUACAAUGCUCAUGGAGCAACAGAUGUUACGGGCUUCGGCCUUUUAGGACACGCACAAAAUCUGGCCAAACACCAGAAGAACGAAGUCUCUUUUGUUAUUCAUAAUUUACCUGUUAUCGCUAAAAUGGCAGCUGUAGCAAAAGCAUGCGGUAACAUGUUCCAACUUCUUCAAGGUCAUUCGGCGGAAACGAGCGGUGGGUUGCUCAUUUGCCUACCUAGAGAACAGGCCGCUGCGUAUUGUAAAGAUAUCGAAAAGCAGGAAGGUUACCAAGCAUGGAUUAUUGGUAUCGUAGAGAAAGGAAACCGCACAGCUAGAAUAAUUGACAAACCACGAGUAAUAGAAGUGCCAGCUAAAGAAAAAGAUGGGGAACUUUGGUAAAAAAUCAAAGACAGUGACGAAGUUUUUUCUAUUUACUUUCAUGUAUUUAGGAGAAAUCACAUGCAACACAAAAAAAAGCAUUUACAUAGAUCAACACUAUUGUACCAGAUUCAAAGCACUUACAUGUGCACCAUUACAAUGGACUAAUUGCAUAUUUUUAUCGGAUAAAAAUUUCAACUAUAUACUUUUUUUUGUCCUAUAGGUUAAAAGAAUGAAAUAUUACAAUACCGAUUUAUACUUAUGUGUUAUUUUUUAUUGAAAUUCAGUUCCAAGUAAUUUAGGAAACGUUUUCUAUUUUUUCUCGUUUUUUUAAUAUUUGUUGAAAUCUAAAAAUAUUUCGCAAUAAAACAUAAAAUGUUCAUAACAGUUGAUAAUUAUGAACUCUCUUACUGAAAAGAAUUCGAUACAAAAAAGAAAAACAUGAAAAGGCAAUAAAGUAUAAAAAAAAAACAGGUUUUAAUAGCUUAUCUUUUUUUUUUAAGAUUUAAGACUUAAUUAAGUAUAGACCCAGGUAGCACUAAGAACAGACUAAGCUUGAAGCAUUUGAUCAAACAUGCGAUAUGUUGAGUGACAUUUGGGUGCUUAGUGUUAAUAAAGAAUGUUAUGGUACACAUAAAUGAUAGCUCGUGAUUACAAAGAUUUAUAAAUAUAUUUUAAAGGGGUACACAAUAUUGCCGAGAAGAAAGAAGCGGUUUUAACGAUAUAUUGUACAUUACGUCGACUUUACGGAUUUAAAAGAAACAUUGAAAUCAUAGUUAUAGAGAUGCAAAUUUGUAAACAGAGAUAAACCACCCCGUAGUACACAAUGAUAGGCUUUCACAAGCCAACAAGAUUUUCACGAUUUGUAAUUUUGAUCUAUUGUUACAUAGAAUGCGUAAGAUGUCCAAACGAAAAGAAGGCCUUCUCUAGUUUUCUCGUUACAUACGCUUUUGAAAAUAAUUAUAAAAGAAAUCGAGCACAGGCCCUAAUGUUGUAUUACUUUUUCAUAUGAAUAAAGUGCUACUUUGUCAAUAAAAA
Messenger RNA from Frieseomelitta varia, 2535 nucleotides. RefSeq names its product inactive selenide, water dikinase-like protein (gene Sps1). Gene Ontology annotation, cellular component: cytoplasm. Gene Ontology annotation, biological process: L-selenocysteine biosynthetic process. The transcript is spliced from 6 exons. NCBI's taxonomy places the organism in Eukaryota, Metazoa, Arthropoda, Insecta, Hymenoptera, Apidae. Gene Ontology annotation, molecular function: selenide, water dikinase activity; ATP binding. The record is from RefSeq and is a predicted model, not a curated record.